This is a messenger RNA of Sorex araneus (European shrew), 2399 nucleotides long. RefSeq names its product arylsulfatase D. The record is from RefSeq and is a predicted model, not a curated record. NCBI's taxonomy places the organism in Eukaryota, Metazoa, Chordata, Mammalia, Eulipotyphla, Soricidae. The coding region runs from base 510 to 2315 and encodes 601 amino acids. The transcript has 10 exons. Gene Ontology annotation, molecular function: arylsulfatase activity.
AAAAGCAGGAAAAUAGAAAUGAAAAACAAACAGGAAUCACUCCUGGCGGUGCUCAGGGGACCUUAGGAAGUGCCCAGGACCCACCCUGGCUUGGCCACGUGCAGGGCCUUCCCCGCUGUCCUUAUCUCUCCAGCCCCUCACCCCUCCCCCCCAACAUUCUGAGGCUCUUGGGAGCAUCCGUUUGCCAUCCUCUGAUCUGAACACGUAUCUGGUUUGCUGGUCGCUCCCAAAUACCCGCUGAGACGGAGUCCGGGUCCCCGCGGGCCUGCCCCAGGGGACCCGGACCCGCAGAUGCUGAAUCACGUCGCGCCCGCCCCGAGCCCUUGCACACCCAGCUCGGAAAACCAGUUUUUCCCUCAUUCCCGGGGUGUAAGAGGCUUAAAGAGGCAGGAGCCAGGGGGGCCCUGGGCACCUCUCCGUCCGGCCGGGCGCGGCCCGGUGGUGGGCGGGGACGCCGCGGCCUGGGGGACAAGGUCCAGCUCUCGGCGCGCGCGGGCGUGCGCGUGGCCAUGGCACCUGCAGCCUGCCGGGGACGUUCGGGCCCCGCCGCCAGGGUCUCUCCCUGGGUUCUGCCCCUGCUCUGUGUCCUUCUGACGACAUCCCCCGCCCGGGCAGCCAGUGCCCCGAAGCCGAACUUUCUGCUGAUUAUGGCCGACGAUCUGGGCAUCGGGGACCUGGGUUGCUAUGGAAACCGGACCCUGAGGACGCCCAACAUUGACCAGCUGGCCAAACAGGGCGUGAGGCUGACCCAGCACCUGGCGGCCACCCCGCUGUGUACGCCGAGUCGAGCCGCCUUCCUCACGGGGAGACACUCGUUCCGAUCCGGCAUGGACGCCAGCAACGGGUACCGCGCGCUGCAGUGGAACGCGGGCUCCGGGGGCCUCCCGCCAAACGAGACCACGUUUGCCAGACUCCUGCAGGACCAAGGCUAUGCCACGGGGCUCAUCGGCAAAUGGCACCAGGGGCUGAACUGUGCCCGGCGGGGUGAUCACUGCCACCACCCACUGCGGCACGGGUUCGACUACUUCUACGGCAUGCCCUUCACGCUGGUCAACGACUGCCACCCCGCGCGGCCCCCCGAGGUGGACGCCAGGCUCCGCGCCCAGCUGUGGCUCUGCACGCAGGCGCUGGCCCUGGCCGUGCUGUCCCUGGCGGCCGGCAGGGCCCUGGGGCUGCUGCCCGUGCCCUGGACGCUGGUGGCCGCCGCCGCCGGCCUGGGGCUGCUCUUCUUCGCGUCCUGGUAUUCGAGUUUCGGGUUCGUGCGACGCUGGAACUGCAUCGUCAUGCGGGAGCACCGCGUCACGGAGCAGCCGAUGGACCUGGGGGCAGCGGCCGGCCGCAUGCUGCAGGAGGCCGUCUCCUUCCUGGACAGGAACCAACGGCGUCCGUUCCUGCUCUUCCUGUCCCUGCUGCACGUGCAUAUCCCCCUGCCCACCACGCCCGCCUUCCGGGGAAGGAGCCGGCACGGCCUGUACGGAGACAACGUGGAGGAGAUGGACUGGCUCGUGGGCGAGGUCCUGCGGGCCGUGGACCAGCUUGGCCUGCGGAACUCGACCCUCGUCUACUUCACCUCUGACCACGGCGGUCACCUGGAGGCGCGAGGCGAGGGCGGCCAGCUGGGCGGCUGGAACGGCAUCUACCGAGGCGGGAAGGGCAUGGCCGGCUGGGAGGGCGGCAUCCGCGUGCCCGGGAUCUUCCGCUGGCCCGGGGUACUGCCCGCCGGCCGCGUGCUGUUCGCGCCCACCAGCCUCAUGGACCUGCUGCCCACCCUGGUCCAGCUGGCCGGCGGGGACCUGCCCCGGGACAGGGUCAUCGACGGCCGGAGCCUGGUGCCCCUGCUCCAGGGAGCCGACAGACACUCGGCCCACGAGUUCCUGUUCCACUACUGCGGGCAGCACCUGCACGCCGCCCGCUGGCACGACAAGGACAGCGGAAAGCUGUGGAAGGUCCACUACGUGACCCCCCGGUUCCAGCCGGACGGGGCGGGCGCCUGCUACGGCCGCGGGGUGUGCCCUUGCUCUGGGGACGGCGUCCGCCAUCACAGCCCACCCCUGCUGUUCGAGCUCGUCAGCGACCCGGCCGAGGCAAAGCCCCUGACCGCAGCCACAGAGCCCCGCUUCCUGUCGGUGCUGGACCGGCUGGCCAGGGCCCUGGCCGAGCACCGGAGGACCGUGAGCCCAGGGCCGCCCCAGUUUUCUCUAAGCAACAUCGUGUGGAAGCCCUGGCUGCAGCCCUGCUGUGGGACCUUCCCCUUCUGCUCCUGCCACGAGGACACGGAGCCCGGGAGGGGACCGUCCACUCACCUGCACGCCUAGCAGGGCAGCCCUGCUGAGGCCCUGGGGGGAAGGAGGGCGGAGCAUGGCCUCACGCAGACAGCAGGAGACAGUGGACAGCUGGAG